AUGAUCGUAGUAAGAACGGUCGACAAGAGGAAAGAGAAAACAGUAGACAAGAUUGCAUUUAUAGGCUCUACGGCGACAGCUAGACAGAUCAUGAAGUCUGCAGCAAACACGCUGAAGAAUGUUACCCUCAAGACUGGAAGAAUGAUCCUACUCUUGAUUUUCGAGGACGCCGAAAUGGAGCAAGCAUUUAAAUGGAGUCACUUUGGCAUCAUGAGCAAUCAAGGCCAGAUCUGCAUAGCGACCAGCCGCAUCAUGGUUCAUUCUUCUAUCCACUCUAAGUUUGUGUCGGCAUUCGUCGAGCACUUGGAGAAGACAAGUAUCCUUAGCGAUCCGUUCGAUGAGAAGACCUACCAAGACGAGGGUGCGAACCUCAUCUAUGGCAACUCCCCUCCAGAGCAAAGCAAAGGAUACUUCAUCACCCCUUGUGUCUUCACAGAUGUGACGCCUGGUAUGUCCAUCUAUCGGGAGGAGGUAUUCGGGCCUGUCGUGGUGAUUACGUCCUUCGAAAACGAACAAGAAGCCAUUGACGCGGCAAACGACACGACAUAUGGCUUGGGAGCAGCGGAUAUCGAGGCAGGCAUGGUGUGGGUGAAUAGCAGUCAAGACUGUGACCCGCGUGUACCGUUCGGUGGUGUGAAGCAAAGCGGCAUUGGUAGGGAACUUGGACAGGCAGGUUUGGAAGCAUAUAGCCAGAUCAAGGCUGUGCACAUCAAUAUGGGCAACAGGCUAUGA
Aureobasidium pullulans EXF-150 is the source of this 732-nucleotide messenger RNA. Its product is annotated as ALDH-like protein. Bases 1 to 732 code for a protein of 243 amino acids. The transcript is spliced from 4 exons. Gene Ontology annotation, molecular function: oxidoreductase activity, acting on the aldehyde or oxo group of donors, NAD or NADP as acceptor. Lineage: Eukaryota; Fungi; Ascomycota; Dothideomycetes; Dothideales; Saccotheciaceae. The record is from RefSeq and is a predicted model, not a curated record.